UCUUGGACACCCCCCCCCCGUAUCCAAAAAAAAGGGAAACAAAUUGUCUCGCUCUGGGUGCUCCACAUCCGGCUCUUUAUGUCGGCUGCUCUAGCCACAAGACGCGCUCUCUGACUCGUGCCAACGAGCUAAGACCGUCGAGUUUUCUAGAUGCCUCGUGGUCUGCCGCAGACCGCCACACUCCUGUUGACGCCGCGCGAACAUUUUGCUGACCCUCAUGGACGAAUGUCCCCUCCCUCGGAUACACCGAAUGCGCCGGGCUGGAGGUGUCUAUGUGGCGUCGACCCUCCUUCUCCUUCUCCUCUGGGUCGGACCCGCCUUCACGACUGUCCCAUACACGCCUUCUCAGCUGCUCUAUUCCUCAAUUAGCAAUGGUUCGUUCGCCUACCUACUACAAACUACGGGGACUAGCCAGGAUGCCACUACCGAAUUUAUCUCCUGGAACAUCUCUGGCACCAUCUACACCACGAGCCCCAGCUACAACAUUCUGAUGGACCCAUUGCCGUUCCAACUUGGUGAAAAAUCUCCGGCUUUUGUGUCGGCCAUCGACCAGCAGGGCGUGAUCAAGAUCUUCACGGGCGAUUGCCAGAAGCCUCUGGACAAAGGGGAGCUGUGGCGCUUCACCCCGGACACCAACAGCUCCAUUGGCGAUGGGACGUGGGGGAAAUUCGCUAUCGCGGAGAGCAACAGCACCGUCCACAAGGUGGAUGGUCCGAAUUAUCUCUCCGCCGGUUUUACGUUUUCGGCCACCAAUACCUCCGACAGCUCGCUCUAUACCUUUGGGGGGAUGUGCCCUUUCUCGAACAGCUUAGAGACAACCUGGAUAGCCACGGCCAACUAUUCGCAGUCAAUGAUAGUCCUCGAGCCGUCGGGGCCCCGCAGAAGCGGUGCAUAUGAUGCGUCCACCACCGGCGGUCGAGCACCUCCAAUUGCAGAGGCCGGGUUUACGACCACACCUUUGCAGGCCACAUAUGCAUAUUCCUCAACCGGUGAGAUGCGCCAACAACAGGACUUUCUUUUAGUUGGAGGGCAGACGCGGGACGCGUUCAUCAACAUGUCGCAGCUUGCGGUGUUCUCUCUCCCCCAAAAUAGCUGGAGCUUCAUGACUGUCGACACUGCACCGGCUUCCUACAAGACUGAGCUCGCUGUCCGAGGUGUCACCACCAUAGAGCCAAGGUCGGGGCACACGGCAGUCUUGUCUCCGGAUGGAAGCAAGGUUAUUGUGUACGGGGGCUGGGUAGGUAACACAACCGUCGCCGCCCGGCCGCAACUCGUGGUACUAGAGCUUGGAGAGUCCUAUGGGGGCACUGGAGACUGGACCUGGAGCGUACCGUCGGCCGAAAAUACCGGGAUUCUACAAGGGUAUGGAAUCUACGGACAUGGGGCAACCAUGCUUCCUGGUGGCGUGAUGAUGGUCGCAGGCGGAUACAGCAUACCGCGGUCAUCGUCGUCGUCGUCGAAACGCUCCGUCGUGGACACCCAGCCCAACUCUCAAGUGUACUUGUACAAUAUCACGUCUGAGAAGUGGGUCUCGUCUUACCAUAAUCCCUACUCGAUCGCCAACCAAGAAGGCACAACAUCGGGCCACGGGUCUUCGGGAACAUGGAGGACAGAAGUUGGUGUUGGCCUUGGGGUGGGAAUUCCCGUGGUUGCUGGCCUCGCGGUGCUUCUAUUCUUUAUCUGGAGGAGGCGCCAAAAGCGUCGCAAGCGCGACCCCGAGCUUCGCAAUCUAGCAAUCGGGGCUGAACGAUCCCACUUCUGGGGUCAGGAGGAGCCCUUCAUGGCUAGUAGCAUCCGCAGGCCCUCCAUGCAAGAGACAGAAGUGAACAGCGACCAUCCCUGGAGCGGCAACCAAGAAUCUGAGAAAUCAUCUACCAGGCGCGAAAAAGGCGGAUCAGCUGCAGAAAGAACUGGUCUGCUAGGAGGAGACAAUGCCUCCAGCCCCACGAGAACAGCUCGUCCCGGCGUGGGUACGAGAAUGUAUCGACCUUCCUCGCAAUACAGCGAUUAUAGGAAAAGCGAAUACAGAAAAAGCGAUGCCACCGGCGACAUCCACCCCAUUGACGAGCGCGAGGAGGACGAGGCAAACGAUGCGGCGAGCAUCAGACCGGAAACGAGCGAGCAUUUCCGAGAUUCUUCAAAGUACCUGCCUCCUAUCAACACCACCGUCGGCGGGGACUUGAUGGCUAGUGUCGUCGGCAUUGAUCGAGACAUCCCUUCUUCUCCGGAUAAGGACGAGCGAACGUCGUCCAACCUCUCCGACUCCUCGACCUCCGUGAAGUCCGUCCAACGAUCCCACCUGGCCAACCUCAACAUCAACCUCAACUAUCCGCCCAGCCAGUUCCCCCAGAGGACAACCUCCGUGUCCGUCCAUCCUCGAGAUCUAACAGUCAUCCGAGCCCGGCCCCACAGCCUCAUCCUCCCUGGCGAGAAGCGCUACUCCUCCGACUCCUACUCAACCGCCCAAACCUCCCUCUCCCAGCGACGAGCCGAAAUCGACUACCUCCUCCGCGACAUCAACAACAACCACGAACCAUCCUCCCCGCUCGAUCUCUUCCCGAAGCCCCCCAAGCCCCGAGCCUCCGAGUGGCUCGGCAACAACGUCCGCCGGGUCAUCUCCCUAACGCGAAGACGCCCCCCAACAGACUCAGAUUCCACCACCACCGCGUCUAUCACCUCCGGAAUCGACCGAAGACCCGUCCCCCGCCGCUCCGUCAGCGCCUCCGCCGAGGUCUUCCGUCGCAAGCAAGGCGCCAAGGACUGGAGCGUCGGCAACCGACUCUCCGCCAACCUGGACGACCAGACCACUCUUCAUUCCUCACGUGACGGAUUCCCUGCCCUCCACAGCUUCCUCGAUCUGGACCCGGAUAGUGACGAGGACUGGGACGUUGAAGGCGCGGCCGAGGGUCGUCGCGUCCAGGUGGCUUUUACCGUGCCGAAGGAGAAACUCCGCGUCGUGAACCCCACCGAAGGCGAUCUGGAUGAUGAUUCCGAUGUCGAGGUGACCAGGAGUAAUAGUCGUGCUUCUAAGUAAGUGGGCUAGCUGUGCUUGCCUGCUUACUUCCUUAUUUCAUUUCUUUUCUUUUCUUCCCUUGUCUUUAUUUUCUUUUUCUCAUUCUUUUCAUUAUUAUUCCUUGGACGAGUGACUGGAUGGAUGGGUGAAUGAAUGAAUAUACUGGCGGUGUUCA
Molecule: messenger RNA, 3188 nt
Organism: Aspergillus heteromorphus CBS 117.55
Lineage: Eukaryota; Fungi; Ascomycota; Eurotiomycetes; Eurotiales; Aspergillaceae
Exons: 1
Coding region: 218-3034 (938 amino acids)
Molecular function (GO): protein binding
Source: RefSeq, a predicted model, not a curated record